This is a messenger RNA of Neospora caninum, 7512 nucleotides long. RefSeq names its product putative viral A-type inclusion protein repeat family. The record is from RefSeq and is a predicted model, not a curated record. The transcript is spliced from 8 exons. Bases 1 to 7512 code for a protein of 2503 amino acids. NCBI's taxonomy places the organism in Eukaryota, Apicomplexa, Conoidasida, Eucoccidiorida, Sarcocystidae.
AUGCAGCCCCAACUGCUUCCCACAGAGCAGGGGGAGCAUGCGGAAGACACUUCCCUUAGGGCCUCCGCCCAGGAGACCGCCGCCCGAAACACCGUCGUUGAGCCGCAUGGACCUAGUGACUCAUCGCGCAUGCCGGCCGAGUCUUCUGGGCGCUCGGUAGGCGUGUCGGGACUCGGCGAAUCCUGGCGAGAGUCACGGGCGCCAGAGUCUUCGCGUCCGCUGUCGACUUCACAAAGGCUUGAAGGAGAGACGCAAAAUGCGCCGCUGAGUCCCGUGUCCCUGUACAGUCCAACGACGAAGCCGUUCCUCGUCUCAGGGACGGUGGCGCCGGAAGCCGAGAGGGCCGGUGAAACGGACAACGAGGCACUCUUUCAGGCCGAGCCGCAAAACGGUCCUGGAGAGGUACCUUUCCCCGACGUUCCUUCGUCUUUUCGUAGAGACACCGAGAACCAGCGGGUUCCGUACUUUGCCCGCCGGCUCUCUACAGUGGUCUCAGAACGCACGCCGCUGGCGGCUCUGGUCGCCAGAGAGGGAGGAAGUCCAGUACGGCUCCCAGGGCCGCCGCACAUUCCGGGGACUCAGAGGACAGCACCCGCAGAGGCGUCGCCGCUCCGUCGGAGUGUGCUUCCUGGGAAAGCCGAAGGGCGUGCCGCGCCCAGCGCUAGUGCAAAGCUUGCCGACGGGAGAGUCGCGCAGGUGCCUGCUCGUGACAUCGAUGCACACAGAGAAGUCGCAACGCGUAGGCUCGCGCCUCAGCCCGCACCCUGGAGGGUAGACCAAGAGUCGGAGGAGUACCCUGGGGAGCCUUCAAGCGGCGAACAUCGAGAUCGGGCAGCCCGGUCGCAGCUGGUCAGUCCGACUGCCUUCCGGGGCAUGCCGCCUCAGCCACUCGCGGGGCAAACGUAUCCGCAGCCGUGUCCAGAAACUGCUCCAGCAUUUGCAGGCGUGUUUGAACCCCUUGCCGGAGGCGACCGAGGGGAACAGGAGGUUCUUUCGCCGCGCGACCCGCAGCCGCCUGCUGUCGCUGCACAAACUCAGGAGGCAACUCCCCCCCCGACGGCCCCAUCCGCGCCCAGCGGGGAAACCGUCAGCGGCAAAGAACCCCGGCCAGUUGAAACGCGCGCCGCACCCGCAGCAUCCCCUCGGCCCUCGGCGCAAGUGGAAAUCUCGCCCGCAGAAACGCAUCCGGACAAGCAGUUUCCGAGCUCCGCUCCUCCGGGGCUUCUUGGCGUCCCCGUUGGCUUCAGUCCGUUUCAAGGGCCCAGAGGCUGCCUCCGAGCACCGUACGUUGCCGGAGAGGAGCUCAGUCCAGCGGGGACCUGCUGCGGAGGUCACCGCACCUGCCUCAUCGGCCCGCAGCGGGCGUCGCCCGCUCGCCGCGCGAGUUGGUGGGGGCUCUCCGGACAAGACGACGAACCUCGGCCUUUGUCGGCGUAUUGGCGAGAACGCGGAAGGCGAUGGAGGUACUGGAAUGCGACGGCCAGUGAAGAGGCGGCAUUGCGAACGCGGCCGCCACGGGGUACUGAGCAAAUGCUGGCUGUGUCCAGUCGAAGACCCUGGCACGCUGCGCUGUCGCCGACAGCUGGCCUCAGGGGCGCCGUGCACAGACUCGAGAAUGCCGCCGGCUCUGGCUCGCGGACCGCUUCUCCGGGGAUGGCGCACGUUCUUUCACCGCAACAGCCCCAGAGACCCGACGACCGUGUGCUGGCUUUGGCAGAGGCGCGCGAGUCCAUCCACGAACUGGAGACAGUCCUGGCGGAGCAAGAGGUGCGGCACUGUGGAGAAAACAUGCUAAAGGAAGGAUGUAUCGCGUAUCAAGACGAGUCGAUUCGCCUGCUGAAGGCGCAAGUCAAGCAACUCUCCGAGGAUUUGGAGUGCUACGCGUCGAGCAACGCGUUUUGCAGGAAGGAAACCGUUUCCCUGCUUCGAAAUCUCCGUGCACUUCGAGGAGCUCGCGGAGAGCGGCAGGGAAGCAUCGUGGGGCUGCAGAUCCUUUACUCGAAACUCGAGGCAGCUCGAAAUCGGAGAGGCGCCACGCAGCUGCCCACAGGCGACUACCUCUUACACCAGGUUCCGGCCACGCCGUUUGCCGAUCAGCAGCCACGUCAGCCGUUGCCUGUGGAUGCGCCGUCCGGCGAAAAUUGCGCCUAUCCUCACGCGCGAGCUCCAGCAGAAACGCACCUCUCCGCGCCUUCGUCUUCGCCUCCACCUCCACCUCCGUCGGAACCUGCGGAUUCGCAGGGGGAGGUUUUUCGGUCUCCUCUUGAUGCGCCUGCACAGCACCUGUGUGCCUCUGCGCGCCUCGCGCAGGAAGAGCCGUACCCCCCGCGUUCGCCAGAGGGAGCUCGCGUCAGCGUCGCCACCAGCGUCACUGGUCUGCCUCAGUCGGCUCCUCCGCCACGACCGGAAGUAGCUGAGGCCGCAACGGAGAUGUCUGAGGCAGGCUUUGACGAGCUCUUGGGAGAGAGAGAGGAGAAGCGCAAGCGCGCGGAAGAAGAGAGAAAAUGGUUGGAAAUGGAAGUGCAAGUCCUCCAGCAACAAAUGGAAAUCUUACUCGAGCAUGAGAGACAAGAGGAAGAGAAGGUCCGCCAGCAGCAAGGACAGCUCGGGCUGCUGCGACAACAAGAACAACUGUUGCGAGCCCAAGCUGAAGAACAAGAAAACCUGCAGAAACAGAUCGUCGCCAGGCUUCAAGCAGAGGCGAUGGACCAGGCCAUGAGAGAGCGUCGAAGAGAAGAGCUUCGGCAGUUGGUUCAGGAGACGACAACGCCGUUCCCGUUUGCACCAGACGCCAGUCGGCGCAGUCGUGCCUUGUCGCCCGGUUCCCCUGGUGUCGAGACGCUACCGCAGUCUCCACUUCCUCGAACCUCGUCUCCGUCUCCCGUGCCUGCCUUAGCCGGUGGAGUGCAGCGGUGCCUGUCUCCCUCCCACGCAGGCUGGGACGCGCGCGGCCGGUCUCCCUCUCCGACGCCGCUGCUGCUUUCGAGAGAGGAGGUGGAGGAGCGGGAAGAUUUGCGAAGGGUCAACGAAGUGCUUCAGAAGAAGUGCACGGAGCUUCACGGGCAAGUCACGUUUCUGCAAAUGGCCGGAGCCGGGCUGAGCAAGGAGCAGCUGGACUACUUGGAGACGCAAGUGGCCGAGCAGAAGGCGUACGCGAAGGCGCUGGAGCAACAGAACAGGGAGUUGGUGGAGAUGGCCGAGAAGGCGCUGAAUGAGCAGAACGACGCGCUGGAGAAGGAGUGGGGGGGGCGACUCAAGGCCAUUGAGGAGGAGCGAGGUCAGGCGAUUGACGCACUGAGACGCGACGGAGAGGCAGCGAGACAAACUGCUAUCGAACUCGAGCGCAAACUCGAAACGGCAGAGAGGACAAAAGAUGACGCCCUGAGCCGAUUGGUGAUGUGUGAAAACCAAACGGAGGAGGCGGAGGAGCGCGUGAAGGCGAGAGAAGAAGAAGUUGCAGCUUUGCAGCGGAACCUGGCCGAGCUUGAGAAACAGAUGGACGUCGUUCGAAUGAAUGGAAACAAAGGGACUGAGGAACUUCGGCUUCAACUGGAAGAGAGAGAGCGGCAGGUUUUCUCGCUUGAGCAGUCAGCCGGCGCGGCGGAGCAGGAGAUUGAGAAGCUGAGGACUGAACUUAAUGGUUUGAGGAAGGAGCAAGAAUCAACGAAGAGCUUGAUGCGGUCGCAAGUGGCUUCGCUUGCACAGCAGAUGGAACGGGAUCAGAAGGAGAAAGAGGACGUUAUCACGCUGAUAACGAGUGAGACGGAAAGCUUACAGACUCAAGUCUCUGAAGCCGCAGCGAACUACCAGGCUUUGGAGGAGAAGUGGAAGGAACAGCAGGCACGCGUGAAGACGUUGGAAGCAGAGAAGAAGGAUCUCGAGGCCGCGUACGCACACUUGAAGGAGGAGACGAGACAGCUUCAGGAGAGCGAACAGGAAUUGAGAAGGGAGUUCAGCAAAGCCCUGCCGGAAGAUGCCAAAGACUCGCUUCAGAAGCUUCUUGCGGAUACGGAGAAGCAGUUGGGUGAAAGCCGCCUUCGGGUGUCUGCGUUAGAGAAGGAUCUGGCUGAUUCUCAGCAGGACUGUACGAAGGCGCUGGAGGCCCUCGUGGCUGAGCAAAAAAGUAGACAAGAAGCCGAAAAGAAGUAUGAAGCGGAACUCGAGAAACUGCGGGAAAAGGAGAGGCAGACUGAGUCUACGAUCCAGGGAUACAUUUCUGGACUGCAGAAGGCCAAAGACGAAUCGAUGAAGAUUCGAGAGGAAACAGAGAAGACUGUGAAAGAGAAUGAGGAGAAGUACGCAAAGUUGUCGGAGCUGACUGCAAAGCAACACUUUGAGCGAGAGAGAAUGCUUCAAAAACACCUGCAGGAGAAAGACGCUCUGAAGCAAAGUCUUGCUCGCAUGGUGGAGGAGACGUCGGAGCUCCAGAAGCGGUUCGAGCACGAGUUGCGAAACCGCGAUGAUGGAUACAGAAAAGAGCUGGAAGAUAGCCAUGAAAAGUUGCAAGAGAUGCUGAGGCAGGCGAAUGAACAGGUGGAGACCACGCUGUCCCAAAAGGCGGCCUUGGAGAAGACCCUCCGAGAGGAAAUGGAGAACGUGAAGAAGCAGCAUGAGAGCGAGCUCGCACAACUUCGCGAGUCGCUUCAGAAAGAGGUUGACCAAAACAAGAAGGCCCUGACGCUGCAGAAAUCCCUUUCGAUUGACGGCAUGAAACGCAGGCACGAACAGGAACUCGCGUCCAUCCGAGCAGAUAGCGAGACGGCUCUCUCGGCAGCCAAGCAAGAGUUCGAGUCGGCGAGUGCGGCGCAAGAGGAGAAGUUCAGGGCGGCGAUCCAAGCCGUCAAGAAAGAGUGUGAAGAGACGCUGAAGAAAGAGGCUGUCGCGAAGGAAGAGCUGAAGAAGAGGCAUGCAGCCGAGGUCGACAUGCUCAGCCAGGCGCAGCUAGGGAAGAUCGAGCAACAGAGGCAGCGAAGUGAACAGGUCAUUGAGGAGCUGAAGAAACGGCACGCUGUCGAACUCGAGGAGAUGAAAGAGCGACUGGCAAAGUCGACGCAGGACUAUACAGCGCUGGUCCAACAACAGCGCGAAGACGCCGAAAAGGCCGUGGCUGGAGCCAAGAAGGCCCAUCUUGAGGAAAUCGAGAAGCUCAAAAGCCGAUUCAAACAGCAAGAGGAGACACUCAAACGGGAGCUUGCACGCUCGAUUCAGGAUCUCCAGGUGGAGCGUGGAUUGCGUGGGGACCACUCGGACCGUUUCCGACAACUUCUCCAGGACCGAGUCACCAAUCUGCAACGCGAAAUCGAUUCGGUGUCGGUGAAGUUGGAGGAAUUUCGCGACAAGAGUGCUGCGUUGGAGUCCGAGAAAGAAAGCCUUUUGAAGGUGAAUGAGGACCUAGAGCGACAGACGCAGCGCAUGGUCGAGGAACGCAGGCGAACCGUUGACGGCACACAGCGUCUCGAGGCCCUGCUCAUCGAAAUGCAGGCGUUGGCGUCCGUAAACGAGGCGAAAGCGACGCAACUCGCAAAAGCGCUAGAGGCGAGAGAGAAGACGCUAGCGGAGCUCCGUGAAGAGCUUGAGAAAGGGAAAUCCGAAGCCGCCAAGAAGGACGAGCGCCUGAAAAAGUCCUUGGAGGCGGCGCGUCUGGUGAAAAACCAGGAGAUGAAGCACAGAGACAUCGCCAGCUCACUAAAGAAGCAGCUGGAAGCGAAAGAAAAGACGUUGGCAGACCUCGAAGACGAGAUGGACCACCUACAAGAGAUGUUGCGCACGAAGGAUCAGAAUGACCUAGAAACCCUAUCAUCUCUGAAGCGCAGGUCGACAGAGCUCGAGUUUGAUUUGCAGGACGCGCAAAGGGAGAAUGCUCAACUGAAGCGCGCCCGCGAAACUCUCGAGCGGGAGCGUCGAAUUUCGGCGGAUGCGAUCCGCAAACUUCAAGAGGAGAUCAAGCAACUUUCCGCCGCCGCCAAGACGAGUCACGACGACCCAGAGAAGGAGAGGCUCGGCGGCCACCUGGCAGACUUAGAGAAGCAGGUUGAGGACCUCGAGUUCCAGGUGGACGAACAUGCUCAUGCUGAAGCGAAGAUUAGAGCUGAGGCGAAGCACUUUGAGGAAGAGGCUACUCGGAAGUCGCGGGAAAUCGAAAAGCUUAAGAAGGAUCUAUCUGUAACUCGGGCGAAAGUUGCCGAGGCGAACGGCCGAGUGAGACAGAGCCUAGCGGAGUUUACAAGGCAGCAGGAGGAGCUCCGCAAUCGCUUGACACGCGAGUUUGCUCGGAAAGAAGAGGAACUUCAGGCAAAGUACCAGAACUCUCUAGCGAGCGAAGACAGAACCCGAGAUGACAGCCGAAUCCGGGAACUCGAGGCUAUCGUUGCGCGUCUGAGCACAGCUCCGGGUUGUCCCCUCUCAGUUGCAAUGAUUGCAGAGAUAAAAAGCUAUUUACGGCACGCAGCGGAUACACUCCUGACGCUUUCCACGGCCUUCGGGGAUGGGGAAGCCAUAGGUGUCCUGUUCACCCAGAUGCACCCCAUUCUGUCUGCCAAAGAGGUUUCGGAGUUCCUUCUUCAGCUAGCGCCCUGCACGCCAGCAAGUGUGCUGGAGAAACUGGUGGAGAGACUGGAGCCGGCGACCGAGGCACGCACGCUGUGGGAGAAGAUGCAACAAGAGACACCCUUUCUGCGCUUGUCCACGGAAGCUGUUCAGCUUGCUUCGUCGAUUCGUAGCCAGUUCCGAGGCGUCCGUUCAUCCGGCGGAGCCGGCGGCAGAGUGUCGGGAACCUCGGCUACGACGCCCUCGGGAACAGGAAACGGAUCUGGGGACACUCACGAGCAAAUACUCCGCUUCUUCGCCAUCGCGCCGCCCCUCGAGAGUCUGCAUUUGUUGAAGUCCGUCGGCGAAGGCUUAGGCGCUUCUGAGGUGGUUUCUCUUCUCGCGUCUCUUCUUCCUGUCGUGCCGCGUGCGAGUGUCGCCAGUGUUGCGACAGCUUUGUUUCACGACGACACUCCAGUCAAAGUAGGCGAUUCCCUAGGACAAGAUUUCGCAGAGUUCCUGAUGGAAUUUACUUACGCGCACCAGUUUGCCGAUCUCCUCCAGUUGAUUGGAGACGCCAUCAAACAACUCCGAGCAAUUUACGCUUCCACGGCGAAUCUCUCUGCCGCCACGGCACGGGACACUGUCAUGCCUCCGUUGGGCGCGUUCGGAGCACCUGACUCAGCACUCCCUCCAGGGUUACCUCAGUGUUACGCCACUCCACAUACUCCGUAUUUCCCGGUGUAUCAACAUCCCGCUGGAGCCGGCCUUCCGCCCCAUCGCGCAGAUGCGCUGCCGGCGGUCACUUUUGGACGAAACGCCGAAACCGUGGAAUAUUCGAGACCUCCCGGUCCACGCGUGUUUAACGUGAGCGCAAAGUUGAGUUACAAGCUCCUGACUCAGAAGCAGGCAGCGAAGAAAGAGAGGGCCAGCGCGCGGGUUGAGGAGCCCUCUCAGCGAAUUCUCUCGGACUCCUCAACGAACUAG